This is a messenger RNA of Brassica oleracea var. oleracea, 2098 nucleotides long. Its product is annotated as calcium-dependent protein kinase 7. The coding region runs from base 303 to 1910 and encodes 535 amino acids. The record is from RefSeq and is a predicted model, not a curated record. Gene Ontology annotation, cellular component: cytoplasm; nucleus. The transcript has 9 exons. Gene Ontology annotation, molecular function: calcium/calmodulin-dependent protein kinase activity; ATP binding; calmodulin binding. Gene Ontology annotation, biological process: peptidyl-serine phosphorylation; intracellular signal transduction; protein autophosphorylation. NCBI's taxonomy places the organism in Eukaryota, Viridiplantae, Streptophyta, Magnoliopsida, Brassicales, Brassicaceae.
AAUACCACACGAAAGGAACAGGAAACACAAAAACUAAAGUUAGGCGUUGUCAUUCUUUGAAUCUGUAAGAGAGAAGAAGAAGAAGAAGAAGAAGAGAGUCAAUUUGUGUGUUUCUCAUUAGGAGAAGAGAGAGAGAAAGAAGAAGACUUUGACUCGUCUUCUUCCCCUCUCUCUAUCACUACAUCUGUUUCAUUCACACCGUAUGAUGACUUUUCCCUUUGAUUUAUAAACAUAUAUCCCUUUUGCUUCUACUGAUUAUAGCCAUUAAGUAUUCCUCUUGAGGAGUUCUGAGAUUUGAUUAGAUGGGGAACUGUUGUGGCAGUCCGAGUUCGGCUACAAUAGAGAGUAAUCAUGGCAAACCCAAGAACAAAAACAACCCCUUUCAAAGCAACGAGUACACAACAGCAAACGGAUCUGGAGCUGGCUUCAAGCUCUCUGUGCUGAAAGAUCCAACAGGACACGACAUAUCUUCUCAGUAUGAUCUUGGACGCGAGGUUGGUCGAGGGGAGUUUGGUGUGACUUACUUGUGUACCGACAUCCAAACGGGCGAAAAGUACGCUUGCAAGUCCAUAUCGAAGAAGAAGCUGAGAACAGCGGUGGAUAUAGGGGAUGUGAGGAGGGAGGUUGAGAUAAUGAGACAUAUGCCUAAACAUCCAAACAUUGUCUCUUUGAAGGAUUCCUUUGAGGAUGAUGACGCGGUUCAUAUAGUCAUGGAGUUGUGUGAAGGAGGGGAGCUGUUUGAUCGGAUUGUCGCGAGAGGACAUUACACUGAGAGGGCUGCUGCUGCGGUUAUGAAGACUAUUGUUGAAGUUGUUCAGAUAUGUCAUAAGCAGGGAGUGAUGCAUAGGGAUCUUAAGCCAGAGAACUUUCUUUUUGCUAAUAAGAAAGAGACUUCACCUCUUAAGGCUAUUGAUUUUGGAUUAUCCGUCUUCUUUAAACCAGGUGAGCAGUUUAAUGAGAUUGUUGGAAGUCCUUAUUACAUGGCACCCGAGGUGCUGCGACGUAACUAUGGACCUGAGAUCGAUGUCUGGAGCGCAGGAGUCAUCCUCUAUAUCCUUCUUUGCGGCGUCCCUCCCUUUUGGGCAGAGACUGAACAAGGGGUGGCUCAAGCGAUCAUUAAGUCUGUAAUUGACUUUAAGAGAGAUCCAUGGCCAAGAGUAUCCGAAAGCGCCAAGGACCUUGUGAGAAAGAUGCUUGAACCUGAUCCAAAGAAACGGCUUUCUGCUGCGGAAGUACUCGAACAUACUUGGAUACUGAAUGCAAAGAAGGCUCCGAAUGUGUCUCUUGGGGAGACUGUGAAAGCAAGGCUGAAGCAGUUUUCUGUUAUGAACAAGCUCAAGAAACGAGCUCUAAGAGUGAUAGCUGAACACUUGUCAGUGGAGGAAGCAGCUGGGAUAAAGGAAGCAUUUGAAAUGAUGGACGUUAACAAGAGAGGCAAGAUAAACCUCGAGGAGCUUAAGUACGGACUUCAGAAAGCUGGACAGCAGAUCGCUGAUGCCGAUCUUCAGAUUCUUAUGGAAGCUACUGAUGUUGAUGGGGAUGGGACACUGAACUAUGGAGAGUUUGUGGCUGUAUCAGUGCACUUGAAGAAGAUGGCGAACGAUGAACACUUGCAUAAAGCUUUUAACUUCUUUGAUCAGAACCAGAGUGGUUACAUAGAGACCGAAGAGCUUCGUGAGGCUUUGAAUGAUGAAUUGGAUGAAACUAGCAGUGAGGAAGUCAUCGCUGCCAUCAUGCAAGAUGUUGAUACUGACAAGGACGGGCGAAUAAGCUAUGACGAGUUUGCAGCGAUGAUGAAAGCUGGAACAGACUGGAGAAAAGCGUCACGGCAGUAUUCGAGGGAAAGAUUCAACAGUUUGAGCCUCAAGUUAAUGAGAGAUGGUUCUUUGCAACUAGCAGGUGAGGCUUAACCAGUAAUGCAAAGUUUGGAUCUUUUGAGUUGCCACGGUGUAGAAGAAGAAGCAUCAGAAGUAUUGAUAUUGGUUUUUUUUUCUUUUUUGUUUUCAUUCUCACGUGUCUUAGAUUUAGAGUUUCAAUUGUUUGAAGUUGUUCAUUGGAUGAUUGAUAGGGCCAUGUGAUAUCGACAAGUUUCUGAGUU